AUGCCACACCGCGUGGUAGACUUCUUCCGCUCGCCCAACGACCACAUCAAGGCCUCGGUGCAGCGACGAAGCAGCCCGAACACAUCCAGGCGCACGUCGAGAGAGCGACCCACCCGCAACCCGUCGUACGCCUCUUCUGUAGACGAGACUACUGCCGAGGACAACGUACUAAACAACACACCAGCGCAGACAGCGGCGCCGGCGGUCAAGAUGCCGGACUCGGCCAAGGAGAAGCACCCCAAGGACCACAAGGACCACCACCGCCUGAGCUUCCCGACCCUGCACCUGGGCGGAUCCAAGGCCUCCAAAGACCACUCGUACAACCAGAGUGCGUCGCUGGACUGGAAAAUCGAGUCGCCACCAGCCGUCAUGCACGGCGACACAGAGAACAGCACUGGCGCUCUGGUUUCGGGUCAAAUGCUGCUAUGUGUCAAGGAGCCGCUCGACGUACAGAGCUUCGAUGCCCGACUGGAGAUCCACGUCAUCCAGAAGAAGCCCUUCAACUAUCACUGCCAUGGCUGUGCCCACCAGAAGACAGAGGUGAAGAAGUGGUCUUUCUUGACUGAGCCCACGGCUCUCAGCAAGCGAACACACCAGUUUCCAUUCUCGGUUUUACUGGACGGUCACUUGCCCGCAUCGACGGACAACUCCGUUCUGUCCAUUCAGUACGACUUCACAGCCGAAGUGAAGCCCAAGAGCGGCUGUGCCAUCAAGCUCUACAAGAAGAUUGAUGUCAAACGCUCGCUCCCCGUACCCGAGAUCCCGCACCACAGCGUGCGCAUUUUCCCACCCACCAACAUCACCGCCAGCGUGCACUACGACCAGGUCGUGCACCCCAUGGGCGCCAACCAGUUCACGAUCCGCUUCGACGGCAUUACCAAGCGCAACGUCGAGGCCAAAAGCGUCGAGUACUGGAAACUGAAGCGGCUCUCGUGGAAGCUGGAGGAGAAUUUGACCACCGUCGCCCCGGCCUGCGAGAAGCAUUCCCCAAAGGACGCGGAGACGGGCCAGCCGGCCAAGAAGGGCGCCAAGCGCACCGAGUUGCGCACCCUCGCCCACGCCGACAUGCACAACGGGUGGAAGGCCGACUACUCGCCUGACGGCAACAUCGAGAUGGAGGUCUCGUACCAGUGCCCGCCGACCGCCAAGGCCGUAUGCGACAUGCACAGCAGCGAUGGCACCGAGGUCACGCACCAGCUCGUCGUCGAGAUGGUCGUCGUGCAGGAGUACUCGCCGCUCAACCAGCCGCGCCAUGCCACGCCCACCGGCGUCGCACGCAUAUUGCGCAUGCAUUUUGGAAUCGUCAUGACGGAGCGCGCCGGCCUGGGCGUCAGCUGGGACAACGAGGCGCCCCCCAUCUACCAGGACGUGCCGCCCUCGCCGCCCGGGUACACGAACCCGAUCUCCUACGACAGCAUGGAGGGCUUGGUGCUUGAGAACUCGACGCCCAACCGUGGCAGCCAGGAGGUGGUGGGAGAGAUGGAGCGGGGUGCAAGCCCCGCGUACGAGGCGCGGUCACCGUGA
Messenger RNA from Anthostomella pinea, 1524 nucleotides. The record is from the annotation of a GenBank genome assembly. Lineage: Eukaryota; Fungi; Ascomycota; Sordariomycetes; Xylariales; Xylariaceae.